GGGGCUGGCUCUGUCUGCAGUGGCUGCAUUAUCGGCCUCUGAUCUCUGUCACCAUCUCGUAGUUAACAGCAGUUACAUUAAUAAGCAAUUGGGAUUUUUCCAUGAAUGCGAGGGCCUGAAUUCUCACCUCUCCCAUCUUCUCCCUCCCCUAGAGACUCUGCGACGGGGGCUGGGGAGCGACACAGGCGGCAGAGUAACGCCCACCUUUGGCUCCAGAUUGUUCCAGCCUCCCACAGGACAGGGAAGGAACUGGCUGUAGUGGAGCCAGUCCAGCUCUUGCUCUUUCAGGGGCCGGUGACUUUCGAGGAGGUGGCUGUGUAUUUCACCAGGGAAGAGUGGGCUCUGCUGGACCCCCGUCAAAGAGCCCUCUGCAGAGAUGUCAUGCAGGAGAACGAUGAGAAUGUGACCUCGCUGGUAACAGCUCUGCCAAGCUGCUCCAACUACUCCCUCCACCAUCCAGUUACAGCUGACCCAGUGCACAGAGCUGGAGGGCAUGUCGAUAAAUGCUGGUAUUCCCAUCUCCAGAGGUGAAAGUAAGCCGGUACGGGCCGGUACAGAGG
Terrapene triunguis (Three-toed box turtle) is the source of this 560-nucleotide messenger RNA. Its product is annotated as zinc finger protein 610-like. NCBI's taxonomy places the organism in Eukaryota, Metazoa, Chordata, Testudines, Emydidae. The coding region runs from base 106 to 531 and encodes 141 amino acids. The transcript has 4 exons. The record is from RefSeq and is a predicted model, not a curated record. Gene Ontology annotation, biological process: regulation of DNA-templated transcription.